This is a messenger RNA of Planococcus citri (citrus mealybug), 5044 nucleotides long. RefSeq lists its product as uncharacterized. The transcript is spliced from 2 exons. Bases 497 to 1252 code for a protein of 251 amino acids. Lineage: Eukaryota; Metazoa; Arthropoda; Insecta; Hemiptera; Pseudococcidae. The record is from RefSeq and is a predicted model, not a curated record.
GGUAUUAUGUACAAAUCAUGGCCUAGAAACAAUACCGCAUUAAUUGGUCACUCGGUAAUUCGAACAUCGUGUACGUUUCGCGUGAGAGGACGAACAAGAGUCGAAUGACUUUGAGCAUCGGUCCUUGGUCUUGGUCUGCGGAUUGGAUUUGGAUUCUCCUGCAGAGCUCGCGAGUCGCAUGUGCGUCGCAUCGUUCGUCAGUCUCGAGUUUGUAUUUCGCUUUUUUAAACGAUCCGAUGAUCGUUGUAAAUAAUUUUUAAUGAAAUGUAACCAUGUUCGCGUUAUUUUUCACCAAACAGCGUUCUUCUAUCGUUGAUUACCUGACGCGUAUUUUAUUCACGAUACCGGCGCGAUUCCCUAUUUGAUAACGUGGUCGGUAAAUUAGUGAAAAUUUUCAUUUUUAUACCCGUUGCAAAAAUCGUAAAUUUUAAACACGUUCUAGUGAGUGUAUUGAAAUAUUGUUCGCGAGUUCGAAUUCUAACGAAUCAAAGUUACGAUGAAUUUCAUUUUACGUAUUUUCUGCAUCUCAUCUCUGCUCAUCCAUCAGAUUCAAAAUGUCUCACCAGAAUCCACACCCGAAACCACCGACAACAGCAAUACCACAGCAUCGACAUCUCCACUUCAGUCCAGUUUAUCGCAAAAAUUACUCGAUUACUCGCACUCGACUCAAGUACCCGACUCGGUGAACCCUUCAUUGGCGGCCAACGAUUACGGCGAGUUUCAAUUAAUCCAAUCCAACGUGUUGCAAAUCAAAAGCAAUAUACCACGAACCCGAAGAAACUUCGAAGACCCCGGACAAAAUUCCACCAUGAUGUUGCUACCAUUAUCUCAAAACACGACCGAUUUAGCCGAAGAAACACGUUCGAGGAAUGAUAAAAAAUACAAACACGGUGACAAAAAUAAGAAAAAAAAGAAGAAGAAGAAGGGGGGUUUGCACUCGUUGCUGAAAAAGAUGAAAAAAGGGAUACCUAAAUUUAUGAAGAAAAUGAUGCCUCAUAUGAAAAUGCCCAGUAUGUUUAUGUUGGGUAUGGCUCAAGCCAAUUUGCAUAAUUUCGUGAUGCAUGCUUUGAUGAUGAGUAAAAUGGCUCUUGGAUCGGUUAUCAUGAUGAUAAUCAGAGAGCUGGUGUUUGGAGAUAAAGAUCAGCCGGUCAAAUAUUAUAAUUUCGGAUACGACCACGCGCCACCUAGAAGACGUAUUAUUACCACUAUUGAACAUCCAGUGUGGAAGAAGAGAAGGAGACGUCAUACGUGAUUGGAUUUGGUGCCUUGAUACCCUUAUAAAUGAGGGUAUGUGGGGUUGAAGAUGGAAUUAUUUUUCAAUUCUAUCGAUUAACAACUCGACUGAUGAAAAUAUGCUCGAAUUCGGUUUUAUAGCCCAGCAUCAUUUUCCAUCUUGGUUACCUCCGUCUUAGACGUCGUUGAUCCACCGAGACAAUUCGAGCAUAAUUUUUUCUGACGUCUUUCGAGUAUUCAUGAGGCGAAGAUUGGGACCAGAUCAUCGUAUUUCUGCUCCAACUUCGUGUCAAAAUACACUCGAAAAAUGUAACGAAAACUUUCACAUAAUUUAUUACUAAAUAAUUUAUUUUUCUCGCAGUAAUCAAAAUUUUUCUACGGUAAUUCUAAGUUUUCGUAUUUAAAAUUAAAUACCUACUUACCCUAAGUAGGUACUUGAUUUAAAACGUCGUUAUUUAUUCAAGUUUCAUGUGUGUUUUUUUUGUUUUUUGUUUUUUUAUUUAUUUGAAAAAAGAACAACGCAUGUAUUUUAAAUUUACGUACCUUUUAUUUUUUAGUAAUUUAUUUGUACAUAGAAAAUUUAUUUUGUUGUUGUUAUUAUUAUUGUGAUGCUUGAAGAUUGUGUGUAUAAUGUUGUAUGUAUUAUGUACUAUGUAAUGUACCUCUACCUAUACGUUACGUAAAUUUCUUCUUCGUUACUGUUAUGAUUGUUGAUGAUUUUGUUGUUUACUUAAAGGUUACAGUAUAUGAGUAUAUACGUACCUUUACCUACGUAUAUUAUAGAGUUAUGUGUACUUUUAUGCAAGACGUUUUACGCGUAUCAUUUACCACCUACCUUUACCCAAGUAAAUUAUUUCUCACUUCUCAGUUUUGAAAACACUGUAUUCAUUCUGGUAGGUACCUACCUACGUGAGUAAACAAUUUUAAUAACAUCGUCUCCAUAUUGUAGGAGUACGUAGCAUGCAGUAUAUACUUACUUUUGUCGUAGUUGUUUUUCGUAAUCAUCAUCCUAUAAAUAAAUUCAGUCAGGGUACAUGGUACAUGGUACAUGGUACGCGUAAAAUGGCUCGUUAUACUCGACAAGAUAGUAGCGUGGUUGGGUAACAGGGUGGAAGGGUUCGUAUUACGUGAUACGAAAUUUUCUCAGCGUAUACUCGAAUGAAAAAUCUCCGCCAGUCGUCGCAUUACCGACGAGAAAACGAGUGUAAAAAGUAAAUGACGAAAGAGAUUGUUAAGGUAUACUAUAUUGUGUUUGUUGUUGUGAGACUGCGGAUAAAAUUUUCUCUCAUAUACGAAAGUCGAGACCUUGAAAAUUUUUUGCCAUAUUUUUACUCUAUGCGCAGCGAAUUUCUCGUUUAUUUUUUUUUACUUUUUAAAUAAGUAAAAAUACCUACGGUUAACUGUUUGUUAUAAUUUUCAUAGGAUAACGAAAAUUUUUGAAAUGAGAUUUCGGUAUACUUACCUACGUACUUAUUUAAUGUAAUAUUUUUCUUAAAUUAAUUUUUCUUACGUAUCUACUUGAUAAAUGUAAUAUUUCCAGCUUGGUUUGUCGAUUGCGAAAUGAAAAAAUAAUGGAAAGGAUUUUUAUUUUUAAACAAUCCUGCAGUUCAAUAUUUUUACUUCAUGGUUCGUUUCGAUGAGCUGAAUUCUUAUACUACGUGUAAAUUAUGUAUCUAUAUCUAUUUUGAAUGAUUUGAUAAGUCUAAGUGUUAAGUAUAAUAUUAUGUACAAAUAACGACGAUGAAUUUUAUUAUUGUCGACGAUCGUAAGAUCGUACUAUUCGCCAUGUUAGAUUAAAUUAUUGUGUUGCAUUCGAGACGCGUUCAUAUUUAAAAGUUAUAAACUUAUUCGUAUUGAAAUGUCCUCAGAACUUCUAUAAAAUUAGGUUUAAAUAAUUGUGUAAACUGUUUGAUCUUUUUUUUUUUUUUUUUUUUUUUAUUAAAAAUAUGUAGAAGGAAUAGAUGGAUAUUUUCAAAUCAAUUUUUGAAACUUCCCAUCACUUUCUGGUGAAAAAAUGACACAAUUUUUUUCUCUGAAAUGACAUUUUUUUGAAGAUUAUUGAAUCUGAGAGAAACGAAGGAGAAGUGGAGGCUUUGCAAGAAAGUUACCUACGAAUGUUUUUUAAUCUUUUUUUUUUUUUUUUUUUAAUUUAUUUAUUUCAGUUAUUUGAUUUGAAUUUUAGGAAAUAAUAAAUCAUUUCACAUAUGAAGCUGAAAAAUGAAAAAAUUAUCUUCUUUGAUGACUGCAGAGCAAUUGAAAAUUUUCGACGAUCAAUCUAAAGGACGGAAAAUUGGAAUAAGGGUAAGGUGCCCGAAUGUCGACCAGUCGCCUAAAUCCGACCACAAGCCUAUCUCGCCCACUAAUGCCUUGAAAAUUCGGAAAAAAAUAUUUUCGUAUGUAUUUUUCACAGAAAAAACGAUUAAGACCAAAAUCACAACCCAAAAGCCAAAACUCGCGAAAAUAUAGCUAAAAAACGAAAUUCAAAAAGUCAAAAUUAACUUUUCCCGCAACUUCAAUCCCCUGUUGCGCAAAUGUGUGAUUUCUCGUGAAAAAAGUUUUAAUUAUUUUUUAAAGUACAAAGUUCGACGAAUAAAAGCCGAUAAUCAGUUUUUGGAUCGAUGAAAGGUAAGUCCGAUAAAUUUUCCAUCAAAUUUAUUUUCAUCGAGUGCCCUAAUUCCGACCACCAAUGAUUUGGCUAUAUAUUUGAAAUUUUUAUUUUCCUGGAUUUUCGAAAAAAAUGCCAAAACGUAAAAAAUGGUAUGCUGAUGCAAUGAACAAAGCUGUAAAAGCUGUAAGAAAACGAGAAUAAGGGUAUUUAAAAGCAUCUAAACAAUUUCCAAGUGUUUCAAAUGGGGACAUGAGAUUUGUGAUGCGGGGUCAGAAAAAUGUAAAAAAAAAUUGAAUAUUUGUUCCCCUUUGCUUAAAUAAUUAAUUGCCUUUCUAUUUGUGUCAUUUCAAUUAAUAAACAACGAUGUUGACAUAUUAUUUACCAUCUUUUUUUCAAUUUUUUUGGGGUGGUCGGAAUUAGGAUACCAUUUUUGCGAUUUUCAAUUUUCUCACUUUUUGGAAAAAACGCCAUGAAAAAUCAGCGGGGGGGUUUUAGGUUUAGUGACUUUAGGGCAUUAAACUAGAGGCAUGUGGCUAUCAUUUGAGCCAUUGUGCGCGAACCUAGGUCAAUUACAGGUCUUUUUAUUCCAAAAAUAAACUAGGUGGUCGACAUUCGGGCACCUUACCCUUACAUGGUGUAUAUAUAGAUCAAAUUUUGAUGUUUUUCGAUUACAUGUUUAUAAAAAUUCAAAAAGUUCAAUUUAUUACCAAAAAAUUCUCAUCGUUGGUGAUUUUGAAUAUUUUUUUCAUAAAGUAGUAUUUAUCAGAUUUCAACAAUAGGAAAUUUUAUUUGUCAAUUUCAAUCUUCAACCGAUUUGUGAAAAAGGUCAGUCACAAAUAACUGCUCAUUUCAAUCAGUGAUGUGCACUUUUGACCAUUUACCAACUUAUUCAACUAACCCUCCUCCUCACUUUCUCCUUCUAAUCAAACUAUGCAAUGUGAACGCGUCUUUAUUAUUCUAUUGAAUAUACAAUGUGAUUUAUUUAUCGAUUUAAUAAUUUAUUUCUAGCUCAUAAUACUUUAUUUAUUUAUCCCAUAAGUAUUUAUUUUUUAUUUAUAAGUACCCAUUUGUGUAUGUACUUGACGAUGAAAAAAAAAAAGGAACAAUAACCAAUUAUUUAUUUUUGUACGUGCAGUGUAAUUUCAUAAACAUCGUCGAGAGAGAAAUGAAAAAUUAAAAACGGUAAUAAAAUUAAAUUACUAA